ACCUGGGUCGUGGAGUCGCUGAGUGGGCUCAAGAUGAAGUUGAAGAGACAGCGGGUGUCUUCAGUGCUGCCUGAGCACCACGAGGUCUUCAACAGGAUGCUUGAGGAUCCUGUCAUUCAGAGAUUCCUGGCCUGGGACAAAAACCUGAAGGUAUCUGACAAGUAUCUCCUGUCGAUGGUGAUAGCUUAUUUUAGCCGGGCUGGGCUCUUCUGCUGGCAAUACCAGAGAAUCCAUUUCUUCAUCGCUCUCUACCUGGCCAAUGACAUGGAAGAGGACAACCAGGCCCCCAAACAGGCCAUCUUUUCAUUCCUCUAUGGAAAGAACCGCUCCCAGCGUCCCUUGUUCCACAAACUGCGUUUGCAGUUCAUCCGUUCCAUGGGCUGGAAGACUAGGGUCACUCGGGAAGAGUGCGAGAAGAUCCAGGCUUUUGAUCCGGAGCUCUGGGUGUGGGGGCGAGAUCGUGCCCUUCUGCACUAG
Molecule: messenger RNA, 477 nt
Organism: Hippopotamus amphibius kiboko
Lineage: Eukaryota; Metazoa; Chordata; Mammalia; Artiodactyla; Hippopotamidae
Product: speedy protein E4-like
Exons: 5
Coding region: 34-477 (147 amino acids)
Biological process (GO): positive regulation of cyclin-dependent protein serine/threonine kinase activity
Molecular function (GO): protein kinase binding
Source: RefSeq, a predicted model, not a curated record